Phalaenopsis equestris is the source of this 2010-nucleotide messenger RNA. RefSeq names its product putative tRNA pseudouridine synthase Pus10. Gene Ontology annotation, molecular function: RNA binding; pseudouridine synthase activity. The transcript has 15 exons. The coding region runs from base 51 to 1703 and encodes 550 amino acids. Gene Ontology annotation, biological process: tRNA pseudouridine synthesis. The record is from RefSeq and is a predicted model, not a curated record. Lineage: Eukaryota; Viridiplantae; Streptophyta; Magnoliopsida; Asparagales; Orchidaceae.
UUGCACAAUUUUAUCGAUCGGCCCGUCAAUUUCAUACGGGUGGAGCAGCGAUGGCCGGAGAUAUGGCCGCAGAGGCGAGAAUCAUCUUGUCGCACGCAGUUUACUCUCUCCCUCCUCCUCAUGUAUCCUUCGAUCUUUUGUCUUCUGGGGUAUGUGUGCGGUGCAUCUUUAGAUUGUUUGGGGUUCGUGGAGCUCCUUACUCCUCCCCACUUCUUACAGGACCAGUGCUGCGUUAUUUUCUAAGUGUGAAAAAUGACUGCCAAGGUGCCAUCUCAGAAAACGGGCAUAUCUCUUUUGGAUUACAUACUUCAGAGGAAUCAGAUGUUGACCAAAAAUAUUGCUCAAUAUGUUUGGGUAUACUACAAUUUCCUAAUGAACUAUAUCUGGGCGAAAGGAGAUCCGAGAAUAACUAUUCAAUUGAUGUCUUUGUGGAGAAAAUUGCUGAAUCUAUAAAAAUAGAGAAUCAUGAAAUUGAUGGGUUUUUUCUUGAAGUUUCAAUACCACCAGUUAUUGUUGCUAAUGAACGUUCUAUCUGGUUGUAUAUGAAAAAGAAAUAUCAUAGGGAAGCAUGGUUCAAUGAUAAGUUUCUCCACAAUCAGAUUUCCUUAAAGGAUGCUUUGAGGCUAUCGAUAACUGAGCCACUUGAAAAAAAAUUGAAUGUCAAAUGUGGUGCCAAUUCCUUCCAUAUUUGUCUUAUGUACGCCAACUUUGACUCAACAUUAAGUCUCCAAAAUUUGUUGAGAAAAGUUCAAAGUUCGAAGAGAAUGAGAACAGAGAAAGAGAACGUGGCACAUUUUGCCGAAUCGUUGUGUAGCAAUGGCCAAAUAGAUUCCAGGGAGCAGCUAUGCAGUAAAUCUGACGCAGCUAGUUUGAAAGAACUUAAUGGCUUGGAAGACCAUAUCUUUUGUGAGUUGUUUGAAUUACCACCCAAGAAGGUGUCCAAUCCUGGCCGGCUGCUGAUUUCAUGUUAUAGAAUGCCCAUGUUUAUUGGAGGAAGAUAUUUAAAGUUUUCAAGGAAGGUGAGCCAAACACGCUGGAUAAUUGAGGAUGAAAGAAUGGGAGAAGCAUCUGUGGAGGAGAUAGUUGGGACUCAUGCCCUUGAAAUCUGCAGAGCUGACAGCUACAAAUUUCAUGCCGCUGGUAGAGAAGAUAUUGAUGUACGGAUGUUAGGAUCUGGUCGUCCUUUCUUAGUUGAAUUGUCAAAUGCACGAUGCUUACCUUCAAUGGUUGAUGUUCUCCAAAUUGCUGUGAAAAUAAACAGCUCAGAUAAAAAAUAUGUUAUGGUGAGGAACCUUAAAGUUGUUGGUAGUGAAGCAUGGAAUCUGAUGCGUGUGGGAGAGGCAGAGAAACAGAAACAGUAUGCUGCUCUAGUAUGGAUUUCUCGCCCGCUCAUGGAUGAAGACCUUCAGAUUAUUUCAUCUCUAAAUAAUAUGGAAAUUUCACAGAGUACGCCAAUUAGAGUGCUUCAUCGGCGGAGCCCAUUGGAGCGUAAGCGAAUAAUUCAUUGGAUGAGGAUUGAGAAAAUUGUUGGAAGCGACCAAUUUUUUCUAUUGCAUCUUUGCACUCAGGCUGGAACUUAUAUUAAGGAGUUUGUACAUGGAGAUCUUGGCCGUACCAGUCCUAAUAUUGGAUCCAUAUUAUCAUGCAGGGCAGAGAUACUGCAGCUAGACGUUACUGAUGUAAAAAUGGAUGUUAUCAUUUAAGUUGCUUUUGGUUACUUUCGAUGGAGGCUUAAAUGCGCUCUUUGAGAUCUGCAGCAAAAUUGCUCUUUAUUCUAUUGGCUGAGAAGUUGAAGACUAAAAUUAUUUGCUGUUCAAGGGAGUUAGACAGAGAUUAAGGUAAUCUUCUUUUGUUACUGCAAUGAAUUAAUAUAAUACCCAGUAGCUCUCCUGACAGGGAGCUGUGCAUAAAUGCUCGUUCAGUAAACAUUUAUGUUUGUUUUUUUGAAUUAUAGAAAUUUAAUCAAUGUAUUAUUCGUGAAAUGUAGUAUUAUGGAAGAUUGGAUUAUCA